Molecule: messenger RNA, 2274 nt
Organism: Chenopodium quinoa (quinoa)
Lineage: Eukaryota; Viridiplantae; Streptophyta; Magnoliopsida; Caryophyllales; Amaranthaceae
Exons: 1
Coding region: 1-2274 (757 amino acids)
Biological process (GO): proteolysis
Molecular function (GO): aspartic-type endopeptidase activity
Source: RefSeq, a predicted model, not a curated record
AUGUCGAACGAAGAGAUGCCAGGAUAUACGUUGGAAGAAAGACUUGCUUGGCUUGAAGGCAAGUCGGAACAGUGGGCUAUGCUGGAAGAAAGGAUGCCCAAGCUCGAAGAUAUUGUAAUAAAGCAAGCCGAGCAACUGGAGAGGCUCGCGUCGACGGUGGAUGGGUUGACGGAGCAGCUUAACUUUGUGCAAGGCUUAGCUGAUGAGGCACAAGACAAAUGUGCCACCUUGAUGCGUGCCCAAAGAGGGCUCGGGGAUAGUGGAGGUACUAAAAUAAAACCUCCUAAACCUCGAACCUUUAAUGGCACGAGAGACUCGAAGGAGGUUGAAAACUUCAUCUUCGACAUGGAGCAAUACUUCCGUAUAUGUCGGUUGGAGGAUAAACUGAAGAUUGAUACUGCCACGAUGUACUUAGUGGACGAUGCUAAGCUUUGGUGGCGUACCAAGUACGCCGAUAUUCAAGCUAAGAGAACGUCGGUAGACACUUGGGAGGAUCUAAAGAAAGAGCCGAUGGCUCAAUUUUACCCCGAGAAUACUGAGUUUGUCGCUCGCACCAAGCUUGCAACACUGCAACAUAAGACCACUAUUCGGGAGUAUGUGAAGGAAUAUUCGGCGUGCAUGUUAGAGAUUCAUGACAUGUCAGAGAAGGACCGCCUAUUCAACUUUGUGCGGGGUCUGAAAGAUUGGGCUCAAAGGGAGAUAUGGCACCAGAAAAUUGAUACCUUAUCAGGUGUUAUAGCUGCAGCUGAAAGGUUGAUGAAUUACUCGUCAGACAAAGCACCCAUCCAGAAAAAGGGAAAUAGUGGGUCAACAUCAAGCACCCCAAGGAGCACCAGUGGUAAUUCUCAGGUUAGCUCGAACAGUGUGGGGAAUAGGUUCAGGAAUGGGGGAGAAGACUCGCGAAAGAAUGUCUUCACCGCGUCUACGAACAGAGGUGGGUCCUCGGGGACAUCAUCAUCAUGGAACAAACCCCUCACCUGUAUACUUUGUCGAGGGCCGCACAAAUGGUUUGAGUGCCAGCAUAAGUCAGAAAUAGACAACCUCCAAAAGAAACUCUCCUCCAUGUCCUCUGACCCUCAUAAAGGAGAUAACAAAGAGGAGGACGUGGGAAGCGAAGAAGAACCCUCUAAGUUGGGGGCAGUGUAUUGCAUGUACGCUAUGGGAAAAGAAACAUCGGAAGAUAAGGGUCGGGUUACCAGCCUGAUGUACAUAGAUGUCUGGAUAAACGGGAAGAAGGCUCGGGCGAUGGUUGAUACAGGGGCAACUCAUAAUUUCAUCACGAAGCGCGAGGCAAAUAGGUUAAGGCUGAGAGCCGUGUAUAGUGGUGGUCGCAUGAAGGCUGUGAACUCUGAAGCACAACCGACUUGCGGCGUGGCAAAGAAUGUAAGCACCAGGAUUGGGGAAUGGAAUGGGAGCCUGGACUUCACAGUGGCAACAAUGGAUGAUUUUGAGCUGGUCCUUGGGAUGGAUUUCCUACACACCAGCAAGGCUGUCCCGAUGCCCCACCUAGGGUCCUUACUUGUGACAAGCCACCAACCAUGCCUCCUACGGACAUACGCCCAAGCUGAAAAGGGAAAAGAAUUGAAAGGCCCUCUUCUCUCGGCGAUGCAACUCAAGAAGGGGAUGAGGAGGAACGAGCCCACGUUCCUCGCCACCCUCUCGAUGAAGGACGAGGAGGUCAAAGGCGAUAUCCCGGAAGUCAUAGGAGAGUUGCUCGAGGAAUAUGCAGACAUACUUCCUAAGGAGCUCCCAAAACCUCUUCCUCCUCGAAGGGCCAUAGAUCACAGCAUUGAAUUGAUGGCAGGUGCUAGACCACCUGCGCGAAGCCCCUACCGGAUGGCCCCUCCGGAACUUGCAGAGUUACGUAAACAGUUGGACGGGUUGUUAGAAGCUGGGUUCAUCCGGCCUUCCAGAGCUCCCUAUGGAGCACCGGUCCUUUUCCAGAAGAAGCAAGAUGGGAGUUUGAGACUGUGUAUCGACUAUAGAGCCUUAAACAAGCUGACAGUGAGGAAUCACUAUCCGAUACCGUUGGUAGCAGACUUGUUCGAUCAGCUAGGAGAUGCUGUGUACUUCACGAAGCUUGAUCUAAGGUCCGGCUACCAUCAAGUCCGAAUUGCUCAGGGGGAUGAACCAAAGACAGCUUGCGUCACCAGAUACGGCGCGUUUGAGUGGUUGGUCAUGCCGUUUGGGCUAACAAAUGCGCCCGCAACAUUCUGUACCUUGAUGAAUCAAGUCUUCCACGACUACCUUGAUAAGUUUGUGGUUGUUUACUGA